CCGUGCGUUUGCGUUCCAUCCGCGAUGCGCGCGUCUGGUUCGCCACGUCUUGAUUAGGACACCGGGGGUGGGGCGACCGUGCUCCGUCCCGGUAAGGGGAGGGGAGAACAGGCAGCAGAGGCGGUACUUUCUCCGCGGUUGGCUUGGCGGCGCCGGAGAGUGUGCGGGACCAGGGCUGGAGAGAUCUGCCGGGGGAAGCAUCAAGCCAAGAAACCAGUCCAGUCCAGUCCAGCACGGAGCCUCGCUUGCCUGGCUGCGCCGUGCGCUCUUCUUUUGGAGGGGAGCCGCACCACAUUCCUGUGAACUAUAACUGCUUUGAAUGGCAUGUGGCUUGUAACUUUACUUCUGCUGUAUUCUUUGCAAGAAGUCAACAGUGAGGAUGUUGUCUCUACGCGGCUGUACUUUGUGAACGCCUCCCUGCAGCGGGUGACCUUCUCCAGCUCCGUGGGGGUGUCCCUGCCCUGCCCCGCGGGCGGCGCCCCCCACGCCGUCCUGCGUUGGUACCUGGCCGCCGGAGACGACAUUUACGACGUGCCCCACAUCCGCCACGUGCACGCCAACGGCACCCUCCAGCUCUUCUCCUUCUCGCCCUCCGCUUAUAACAGCAUCAUCCACGACAACGAGUACUUCUGCACCGCCGAGAACCAGGCGGGCAAAAUCCGGAGCCCCAGCAUUCACGUCAAAGCAGUGUUCCGGGAGCCAUACACAGUCCGUGUGGCCGACCAGCGCUCCAUGCGAGGUAAUGUCGCUGUCUUCAAGUGCCUCAUCCCCUCUGCUGUCCAGGAGUACGUCAGCGUGGUGUCCUGGGAGAAAGACACCGUGUCCAUCGUCCCAGGUAACCGUUUCUUCCUGACCUCAUUUGGAGCACUGUAUAUCUCCGAGGUGCAGAAGGAAGACGCUCUGUCCACGUACCGCUGUAUCACCAAGCACAAGUACAGCGGCGAGACUCGACAGAGUAAUGGAGCCCGGCUCUCUGUUAUGGACCCUACGGAGUCCACCCCGUCACUACUGGACAGUUUCCAGUCCGGUGAGAUGAAGGCAGGGCACAUCGUGGAGCUGCCCUGCAUCGCAUCCGGCUACCCAAACCCGGCCAUUAGAUGGUUGAAGGAUGGCCGGCCGCUGCCGGCGGACUCCCGCUGGACCCGGCGUAUCACGGGCCUCACCAUUUCGGACUUGAGGCUGGAAGACAGCGGCAACUACAUCUGCGAGGUCACCAACAGCUUCGGCUCCAAAGAGGUGACGGGUCACCUCAACAUCAUUGAGCCCCUUCGGGUCACCUUGUCCCCCAAGAACCUCAAGACGGGCAUCAGCAGCACGGUCAUCCUAUCCUGCGCCGUCCAGGGUUCUCCUCACUACACCGUGUCGUGGUACCGUAACACCGAGCCCAUCCUGCCUGACCAGCACUUCUCCAUCCAAGGCGCUCACAACGAGACCUUGUUCAUUUCGGCGGCUCAGAAAAGACACUCGGGAGCUUACCAGUGCUUUGCCACGCGCAAGGGCCAAACCGCCCAGGACUUCUCCAUCAUACUGCUGGAAGAUGGUACCCCACGAAUCGUGGCUUCCUUCAGUGAGAAGGUGGUCGUCCCAGGCGAGCCCUUUUCCCUGAUGUGCACCGCCAAAGGAGCGCCUCCGCCGACCAUCACCUGGACCCUGGACGACGAGCCGGUGGCCCGCGAUCUGUCCCGCGUGCGAGCCAGUCAGUACACGCACUCGGACGGGAGCGCCGUGAGCUACGUCAACGUCAGCAACCCGCAGAUUCGCGACGGAGGAUUGUAUCGGUGCGCCGCACGAAACUCGGCCGGUAGCGCCGAGUACCAAGCGCGCAUAAACGUAAGAGGCAAUCCACGGAUUCGACCGAUGAAGAACAUCACGGCCGUGGCAGGACGAAGCUGUUUUGUGAACUGCCGAGUGAUCGGCUACCCGUAUUACUCCAUCAACUGGUACAAGGAGGGACUUCUGCUACCUGACAACCAUCGCCAGGUGGUGUUUGAAAACGGCACCCUGAAGCUUACUGAUGUCCAGAAGGGGAUGGACGAGGGAGCUUACAUCUGCAGUGUACUCAUCCAACCUCAGUUGUUCAUCAAGCAAACUGUUUACAUCACAGUCAAAGUUCCUCCGCUGAUCCAGCCGUUUGACUUCCCGCCGACCUCCAUCGGCAAGUUGAUGUACAUCGCUUGCGUGGUGGCGUCCGGCGACAUGCCCAUCCGCAUCACGUGGCGCAAGGACGGCCAGGAGAUCGUGCCUUCCUCGGGCAUCACCAUCGACACCAAGGAGUUCAUGAGCUCCUUGCAGAUCUCCAAGGUGUCGCUGAAGCACAACGGCAACUACACCUGCAUCGCCAGCAACGACGCUGCCACCGUGAGCACUGAGAGGCAGCUCACUGUCACAGUGCCUCCUCGUUUUGUGGUGCAGCCCAACAACCAGGACGGAAUCUACGGGAAGUCGGGGAUUCUCAACUGCUCAGUUGAUGGCUACCCUCCUCCCAAGGUCAUGUGGAAGCACGGCAAAAGCGCGCUAGCGGGCAUCGGGAACCCACAGCAGUACCACCCCGUGCCUCUGACGGGCCGAAUCCAGAUCAUGAACAACGGUUCGCUACUCAUCCGUCACGUCCUGGAAGAGGAUCGUGGCUUCUACCUGUGUCAGGCCUCCAACGGGGUGGGCUCCGACAUCAGCAAGAGCAUGGCGCUCACUGUUAAGAUCCCAGCCAUGAUCACAAGUCACCCCAACACCACCAUGGCCAAGAAGGGUCACGUUAAGGAGCUGAACUGCACGGCUAGGGGGGAAUGGCCUAUCAUCAUCCGCUGGGAGCGAGGCGACACCGUCAUCGACCCUGACCGCAAUCCCCGCUACUCUAUUAGCACCAGCCCCAACGAGAAGACGGACGAGGUGUUGUCCACUCUCAAGCUAAAACCAGCAGAACGUGAGGACUCGGUCUUCUUCUCCUGUCACGCCAUCAACUCGUACGGCGAAGGACGUGGCCUCAUCCAGCUCACCGUGCAAGAGCCCCCGGAUCCUCCCGAACUUGAGGUGCGUGAAGUCAAAGAUCGCAGUAUGAACCUACGAUGGACGCAGAGGUUUGACGGGAACAGCGUCAUCACCUCCUACGACAUUGAAUACAAGAACAAGACAGAUACCUGGGAGCUGAAGCACGCUACUCGAAACAUUUCCCCCACUAACAAUCAGGCCAACAUUGUGGACCUCCACCCGGCGUCGGUCUACAGCAUCCGCAUGUACUCCUACAACGCCAUCGGGAAGAGCGAGGCCAGUAAGGAGCUCACGAUCAGCACGGAGGAAGCUCAGCCCGAUGGUCCUCCCAUGGAUGUGAUCUUGCAGCCGGUGACCUCUCAAAGCAUCAGGGUCACUUGGAAGGCUCCCAGGAAGGAGCUCCAAAACGGAGUGAUCCGAGGUUACCAAAUUGGUUACAGGGAAAACGGUCCGGGCAGCAACGGCCAAUACAGCAUUGUGGAGAUGAAGGCUACCGGAGAUAGCGAGGUGUACACGUUGGACAACCUGAAGAAGUUUGCCCAGUACGGCGUGGUGGUUCAGGCCUUCAAUAGAGCUGGCACCGGGCCCUCCAGCUCCGAGAUCAACGCGACCACUCUCGAAGACGUUCCCAGCCAACCUCCUCAGAAUGUGCGCGCAAUCUCCGUCACCUCAGACGAGGCGGUCAUCUCUUGGGUGGAACCCCCCAGGAUGACCCUGCACGGCGUUCUGAAGGGCUACCGUGUCAUCUUUUGGGCCGUCUUCCCCGACGGAGAAUGGGGUGAAAUGCAAAACAUCACCACAACCAAGGAGCAGUUGGAGCUCAGAGGUUUGGAGAAGUUCACCAACUACAGCAUCCAGGUGCUGGCCUACACACAGGCUGGCGAUGGCGUACGCAGCAAUGUCCUGUACAUCCAGACCCGGGAAGACUACCCCGGGCCCCCAGCUGGCAUCAAAGCUGUGCCCUCCUCUGCCAGCAGUGUGGUGGUAUCUUGGUUACCCCCCCAUAAACCAAAUGGAAUCAUCCGCAAGUACACCAUCUACUGCUUGAGCCCCGGAUCAGGCCGACCGAUGCCCAGCGAAUACGAAGCCAACCCGGAGCUGGUCUUCUACCGCAUCAGCCACCUCAACCACAGGCAGCAGUACUUGAUCUGGGCCGCGGCCGUCACCACAGCAGGACGCGGAAACUUCAGCGACAAGGUCACCGUUGAGCCCGCCGCCAAGGCCCCUGCUAAGAUCCUAUCAUUCGGAGGUACGGUGACCACCCCGUGGAUGAAAGAAGUACGGCUGCCUUGCAACUCUGUAGGCGAACCAACACCAACCAUCAAAUGGACCAAAGACAGCGAGAACACAGCCAUCCCGGUGUCUCUGGACGGACAGCGUCUCAUCAUGACCAACGGCACGCUGGUGCUACGCACUGUCAAGGCUGAGGAUUCGGGCUACUACACCUGCACGGCCACCAACACGUUGGGCUUUGACACCAUCAUCGUUAAUCUUUUAGUGCAAGUUCCUCCAGACCAGCCUCGGCUCACCGUGUCCACCACCUCUACUUCCUCCAUCACUCUGGCCUGGAUACCAGGAGAUAACGGAGGCAGCUCUAUCAGGGGAUUUGUGCUUCAGUACUCCGUGGACAACACAGAAGAGUGGAAAGAUGUGUUCAUCAGCUCGACCGAGCGCUCUUUUAAACUGGACAACCUGCGCUGCGGCACUUGGUACAAAGUCAAGCUGGCGGCAAAGAACAGCGUCGGAGCGGGACGCAUCAGUGAGAUCAUCGAGGCCAAGACGCACGGCCGAGAGCCCCAGUUCAACAAAGACCAACCCGUUUUCACCCACAUCAACUCCAGUCACGCCCGCCUCAACCUGCAGGGCUGGGCCAGCGGCGGCUGUCCGAUCGGCGCCGUGACUCUCGAGUUUCGCCCGAAAGGUACGUGGGCGUGGCAGAACGUGCGCACCAACGCCACCACAGACGUGUUCCUGGCCGAGCUGCGUGAGGCCACCUGGUACGAACUGAAGAUGAAAGCUUGCAACAGUGCCGGCUGUGGAAACCAGAGCUCCCAGUUUGCCACGCUGGAUUACGACGGCAGCACAAUUCCUCCCAUCAAGUCGCCCUUGGAAAAGAACGACGACGUCAAGAAGCUGUUUUCUAUCGGCUGCCCGGUGAUCUUGGUCACUCUUGGUGUGGCGCUCCUCUUCAUCAUCCGCAAGAAACGCAAAGAAAAGAGGCUGAAGAGACUGCGAGAUGCCAAAAGCCUAGCAGAGAUGCUGAUCAGUAAAAACAACCGAAGCUUUGACACGCCAGUGAAGGGCCCGCCUCAGGGCCCGCGCUUGCACAUCGACAUCCCGAGAGUGCAGCUGCUGAUCGAAGACAAAGAGGGCAUCAAGCAGAUCGGCGAGGACAAGGCCACCGUACCUGUGACCGACACGGAGUUCAAUCAGGCCGGGAACCCGCAAAGCUUCUGCGCAGGUGUGUCCGUUCACCACCCUGCUCUCAUCCAGAACACUGGUCCUUUGAUUGACAUGUCAGACAUCAGACCAGGAACCAAUCCGGUUUCCAGGAAGAGUGUCAAAUCGGCCCACAGCAUCAGGAACCGCUACUCCAGUCAGUGGACUCUGACCAAGUGUCAGGCUUCCACGCCGGCUCGGGUUCUCGCCUCGGACUGGCGCACGGUCAGCUCGCAGCACGGCGUCACCGAGAGCGACAGCUACAGCGCCAGCCUCUCGCAGGACACAGAUAAGGGUCGCAACAGCAUGGUGUCGACGGAGAGCGCCUCGUCCACCUACGAGGAGCUGGCCAGGGCGUACGAGCACGCCAAGCUGGAGGAGCAUCUGCAGCACGCCAAAUUCGAGAUCACCGAGUGCUUCAUCUCCGACAGCUCCUCCGACCAGAUGACCACGGGCACCAACGACAACGCCGACAGCAUGACGUCCAUGAGCACGCCCUCCGAGCCCGGCAUCUGCCGCUUCACCGCCUCGCCGCCCAAGCCCCAGGACUACGAUCGCGGCAAGAAUGUAGCCGUGCCCAUCCCGCACCGCGCCAAGAGUGACUACUGCAACAUCCCCCUCUACAUGAAGUCAGACCCCUUCUUCCGAAAGCAGUCCGAGCACCAUGACCCGUGUCCGGUGGUUCCCCCCCGCGAAGCCUCCAUCCGCGGCCUGGCCCAGCGGGCGUACCACACCCAAGGCCGUCACAUGACGAUGGACUCUGCAAAGCAGCAAGCCCUAACCAUGGGCCACUCUGGCCUGUCCAACCUCACCUCCUCUGGGGCGUCUUCCGGAGGAGCCUCUGGAGGAGGUGGAGGCGGCAUGUCCGCCAGCUCCAGCAGCUCCACGCUCCCACAGAGGACUCUCACCAUGCCGGGCUCCUCGGCAACGGGGGUCCAGAGCGCCGCGGCCGCCGCCGCAGCUACCGCCGCCGCCGCCGGGGCGUCAUCAUCCUCCGGCGGGGCUGUGGGGGCCACAGGAGGCACGCCAGGUGGCGCCUCCUCCUCCAAGAUGGGAGGAUCCAGAGACUCUCUUUUGGAGAGCAGCUCGUCAGGCUUGGGCAGACUACAGAAGCAGAGGGAUGGCGGCACCGGGGCUUACUCCAAGUCGUACACACUGGUCUAGCCUGACGUCGUGGCGGCUAACUGAGAAGGUCAAAUGUGGAGCGGAUAAAACACCGACGCCCGGCUCCUCUCCCGUGGAUGCCUGCGCUGUGCCAGGCCGCAGCUCGGUUGGGGGGGGGGGUGGUCUCUACAGCACAGGGGGUUGCCUUUCUUUCUGCCUGAUCGCGUGUGUCCCUCUUUUACGUCACCACUUGGCAAAACACGUAUGAUUUUUUUUUUUUUUUGUCCACUUCGACCUCCCCUGGUCCAAGGUAUGCACAAAAUCCUCCAGGCGGUUGCUUGAAUUUCACGCCAGUUCUGUUUUAGGAGAUCACGGCAUCCUGGAUGCAUUUGCCACCACUCCAUCAAAUUUCUCAGUGAGGGAAUUCUCAUUUCCGGCGAUGGAGAAUUUCAUCUGACGAUUUUUAAGCUUUGCGUGUGUGUGUGUGCGUGUGUGUGUGUUUGUGUGGCUAUAUGUAAAUAUAUACAGUACAUGUGCACGUGUGGCAGGCACACAACAACGGUGGACCUUUUUAAAAAUCAAGCUGUAUGCUGAGCGUCCAAACAGUAAAACCCGCAAUCCGUUUUGUACUUGCGUUUUGAUUUUUUUUUAACGCUGAUAUCGUUUGCCGUGGAAAGAAAGGCGAGGGCGGAACAAGUUACUCUGAAGAUGCCACAAGCGCAGUGGUCGUUCGUUCUACUUUGUUUAACUUCCCCGGCGUCAUUUCCAGACAUUAGCAAACGUGUAGAAAGAGAAAUUGUCACCUCAUAAGCCCCGCCCAUCCCCUAGAAAAAUGGAAUAUGCGGAGGAACAUAUUAAAGGGAGAAGUGAAUGAAUGAAUGAAUAAAUAAUUCCAAACACGUCCUUGGAAUGUUGGGUCAGUAAAAAGAGCCUCGGUGUAUUGGGUUUAGCUUUAUGCAUGGCGCUGUAUCUUUUGAUUUGAUUGGAUUUUUAUUUCUUCACCAUUCAUUCUCCAAUAGCAUAAUCUCAUCACAUAGAAUGAAUUCCAAAAACAUAAAAAAAUGGUUAAAAAAAUAGAGUUGCUCCAAAUGUUUUGCAAUGAUCAAACGUAACAAACAUCAGGGCUCUCGCAAUAGAAAAUAAUAUAUGUUUGUUUUCAAAUCAAAUACUAUAUGUACAUAUAUAUAUUUCUAUUCAAAUAUAUAGCAAAUAUAUGACUAUUGAGACAAAAAAAAAAAAAACUAUUAAAGCCGUUCUAAAUUGAAAAUAUAUUAGAAAAGAUCACAAGACAAUCGCUCCGAAAGAGAACGACAAAGAGGCGAGUGACUUUAACGGGUAGCACAAGCGUCACGGCCGGCCGGGAGGAAAGAAGACGACGAGGCGCCGUCAUCUUUCUCUCCUCCUUGUGAUCAGGCUGAACGUGGACGCGGCUUGGAAGACAAAGCACAGUCGAGUUGUGGUGUGAGAUUGUGUUGCUAGGUAGAAAACAAAUAGUGUGUGGUGAGCUUGCUGUUGAAAAAGAAAGAAAAAGAGUCAAAACAAGAGCAGAGCAUACAGUGGAUGGGAAAAGUCUUCACACCCUUGUUGAAAUGACACAUUUUGCGAAAGUAAUAGUUUAAAAAAAUGUAAUAUUUUUUUUCCAACAUUAAUAUGAUCUAUAACCUAUAUAACUAAUUUAGAAAAUAUUUUAAAAAUAUGAUUUAAAGAGGAAAUCAAAUAUAUAAAUGAAAUAAUGUGGUUGCACAAGUGUGCACACCCUCUUAUAGCUGGAGAUGAGGCUGUGUUCAGAAGCAAUCACAUUCAACCUGAUGUUAAAUGGAAAUGAGCACACACCUGCCACCUCACUUUUUGACUUUUUCUUUUUUUACUUUCCCUCUUAAAAAUACAUAAUUUAUUUUUAUAGCGUUCUCAUUUUUUUUAAUAAGCAUUUGAACAGGGGUGUGUAGACUUUUUCUAUCCACUGCACAGUUAAGUGAGUGAGCCUGUUGUAAUAUGUUGUAUUGUACCUUCCAAAUGUGUGUUCACCAACGAUGCCAUGGCACCCUACCGGACUACUUUCUACGUCACCUUACGUUUCCACUUCAUGUACGUUUUGCAGAAACACAUUUUAGAUGGCCUGUUGACGUCCUGUCACGCGCAUAUCGGAUAGAACGACAACAUUUCCGCUCAAGUUUCCACGACACAUUGAUCUGAUGUCACUUUGCUCAAAGUAAAUCCAAUGUCUCCUACAGAAAAAGCUCGUGUGAAGGUUCUUCAUCCAAAUGCAAUGCCGUUGAGGAAGUUUUAUUUUCAAUGCAAAUGGAGUAUUUUUAAUCCAUGGUGUCUUCAGUUGAAAAAAAAAAUGUGAAGCAUCCUCGGUUUUGGGAAUCCCCUCCCCAAAUGCUUUGUCAUCAGCUCAACCAAUCAGAGGCCCCUCCUCCCACAGUAUGACAUCAUUUCUAUUCCAUCAGUAGAAACCCUGUGUACAUAGGAAAAGUGUUUUUGUAUAAAUGACGACUAUUUUCAACAUCUUCACUAGAUACCAGGGCACAAUGUAAACUUUAAAUUGAAGUUAUUGUAUUGAAGCGAGAGGACUUAAUGGAAAACUAUUUAAAAAAAAAAAAUGAAUAGAAUUAUACAGAAAUUGCUUUAUCUUGAUUUUGUGAAACAAGUCAGGGUGGACCAUGCACAAUUCAAAUAUGAUUUCUUCUUUUACAGGACAUUUGGUUGCAUUGUCUUCUUUGGUUUGGUUUUGUUGAAGUUUGAAUCCCGCUUGAGGACAGAAGCAUUUGCAUGUUGUGAACAUUCUGCUGGUUGCCAAGUGGCAAAUGCUGAAACGAGGGGUCAUGAAAACAUUUUGAAAAAGCGGCGCUUGUUCCUUCAUUCCUAUUUUGCGGGCAAACGUUUGCUUGAAUUUGCAAUUGCUUGUGUUGAACUCGACAUUUUCCUUUUCUAUGAAAAUAAACAAAAUGCAGGAAAAAAAAUACUCAACACCUUGUGCAAUAAAGCUAUCUUUUUAUGAACUGUGA
Messenger RNA from Syngnathus typhle (broad-nosed pipefish), 9536 nucleotides. It is a transcript of the gene dscaml1, whose product is annotated as Down syndrome cell adhesion molecule like 1. Gene Ontology annotation, cellular component: plasma membrane; axon. Gene Ontology annotation, molecular function: cell-cell adhesion mediator activity. The record is from RefSeq and is a predicted model, not a curated record. Gene Ontology annotation, biological process: axon guidance; homophilic cell-cell adhesion; dendrite self-avoidance. Bases 325 to 6588 code for a protein of 2087 amino acids. NCBI's taxonomy places the organism in Eukaryota, Metazoa, Chordata, Actinopteri, Syngnathiformes, Syngnathidae. The transcript is spliced from 35 exons.